This is a messenger RNA of Mesocricetus auratus (golden hamster), 2097 nucleotides long. It is a transcript of the gene Abhd14b, whose product is annotated as abhydrolase domain containing 14B. The record is from RefSeq and is a predicted model, not a curated record. NCBI's taxonomy places the organism in Eukaryota, Metazoa, Chordata, Mammalia, Rodentia, Cricetidae. The coding region runs from base 142 to 774 and encodes 210 amino acids. The transcript has 4 exons. Gene Ontology annotation, cellular component: cytoplasm.
CCACCCCCUGCCCGGCCCCUUUCCUACUUUUCUCCCCACCCGCCAACAGCACUCGCCAUUCUCCUGCUGAAGACCACGCAACCCCCAGGCAGGGUGUUCUCAUCAGCCUGGCUUUGAACUGCAGGCACACCACCAUCGAGCAUGGCCAGUGUGGAUCAGCAGGAGGGCACCAUCCAGGUGCAGGGCCAGGGACUGUUCUUCAGAGAGGCUCGGCCUGGCAAUGGGCAGGCUGCUCGGUUCUCUGUGCUGCUGUUGCACGGUAUCCGAUACUCCUCUGAGACCUGGCAGAACCUGGGUACUCUGCAUAGGCUGGCAGAGGCUGGCUACAGGGCUGUGGCCAUUGACCUACCAGGUCUUGGGCGUUCCAAGGAAGCAGCAGCCCCCGCUCCUAUUGGGGAAUUGGCCCCUAGCAGCUUCCUAGCUGCUGUGGUGGAUGCCUUGGAGCUGGGAUCCCCAGUUGUGAUCAGUCCAUCAUUAAGUGGCAUGUAUGCACUGCCCUUCCUCGUGGCCCCAGGCUCCCGACUCCGGGGCUAUGUACCAGUGGCUCCGGUCUGCACGGACAAAAUCAAGGCUGCUGACUAUGCCAGUGUUAAGACCCCAGCUCUGAUUGUAUACGGAGACCAGGACCCCAUGGGUUCCUCCAGCUUUCAACAUCUGAAGCAGCUGCCCAACCACAAAGUGCUGGUCAUGGAAGGGGCGGGGCAUCCUUGCUACCUGGACAAGCCUGAUGAGUGGCACACAGGGCUGCUGGCUUUCCUGCAGGGGCUAGCAUGAGACCCAGUCCUGCUGAAAGGGGUGACGGCCUGCCUGCUCUGGGAUCUCCCACUGUCUUCUGGUCUCUGGCUUGAACCUCACCUGCAACAGGUCUGUCUAUACAUCUGCCUGGGUUCCUGUCAUUUCUGCUUUUCUCUUGCAGUGAGUGACAGGUAAGAUCAAGGAGGUAAAAUCAAGUGGAUGAAGCCUCGGGUUCAAGGGGAGAAAUCUGAUUGCGGGUAAUCCAUGAGCUCCUCCUAUGGGCUUCCUUGCUUGGAGAAAACUGAUUGCGGGUAAUCCAUGAGCUCCUCCUACAGGCUUCCUUGCUUGGAGAAAACUGAUUGCGGGUAACCCAUGAGCUCCUCCUACAGGCUUCCUUGCUUGGAGAAAACUGAUUGCGGGUAACCCAUGAGCUCCUCCUACAGGCUUCCUUGCUUGGAGAAAACUGAUUGCGGGUAACCCAUGAGCUCCUCCUACAGGCUUCCUUGCUUGGAGAAAACUGAUUGCGGGUAACCCAUGAGCUCCUCCUACAGGCUUCCUUGCUUGGAGAAAUCUGAUUGCGGGUAAUCCAUGAGCUCCUCCUACAGGUUUCCUUGCUUGGAGAAAACUGAUUGCGGGUAACCCAUGAGCUCCUCCUACAGGCUUCCUUGCUUGGAGAAAACUGAUUGCGGGUAAUCCAUGAGCUCCUCCUACAGGUUUCCUUGCUUGGAGAAAACUGAUUGCGGGUAAUCCAUGAGCUCCUCCUAUGGGCUUCCUUGCUUGGCUUUCACUGCCUUCCUUUCCUUUCCCUUCACCUCCUUCCUCAGCUGCCGGGCAGGCCAGACCUUCCCUGCACUCCCCCACCCCUCUUAGGCCACAGAAACAUACACAUAUGAAUGUUUGUUUAGAUUUAUCCCACACCCAAACAGAGCCCUUCCCUCGGGAGCAGCACGUGGGUCUACAUGCUGGGAAUGAUACCCACAUUCUUGUACAUUUUGCAUCGCAUGCUUGCACAGGUGCACGUGCAAUUCCCUGUGAAGGAAGGUGAGAACCUCCUUAUGAGCCAGUCUUUGUAAAAGACCCACCUGUCAGGGUAAGGAUGUGGCCAGCCCUAGAUUUCUCUCACCUACACGUUGCAACUGGUCCCACACUAGAAUUGCUUCCUCAGAAGGGGAGGUACACUCCUCUGACUUUCAAAUAUCCUCGUUUAUCUUUUCCCCUUCUUUUUGGGGGGCUGCACACCUCCCCAGGUCAUCAAGGCUGCAUCUUCUCAGCCAAGCUUGUUUCCUGCUAUGAGAUUUGGGGGGUGGGAUGCGGAGACCGACUGUGGAAGUCCCAGAAAUAAAGUGAUGCAAUUAGACCUCA